Molecule: messenger RNA, 6067 nt
Organism: Talpa occidentalis (Iberian mole)
Lineage: Eukaryota; Metazoa; Chordata; Mammalia; Eulipotyphla; Talpidae
Gene: NPBWR1
Product: neuropeptides B and W receptor 1
Exons: 2
Coding region: 361-1353 (330 amino acids)
Biological process (GO): neuropeptide signaling pathway
Cellular component (GO): membrane; neuron projection
Molecular function (GO): neuropeptide receptor activity; neuropeptide binding
Source: RefSeq, a predicted model, not a curated record
CUCAGCUUCCAGGCGCGUCGGCGAGAUCCGCCCAAGCGCGAUCUGCAGCCUCUGGGCAGAAGUGGGUAGGCUGACUCUCGGGGAGGCGCCCCCGCGGCCCGGCAUCCUACUGCCGCCUCCUCUCAUCACUCCAGAAGAGACAGACCCUUUCCUGGGCCGGCCGGGUGAGCCCCGCGAGUCCGCGGCGACCACGCGCUCAGGGGACCCCCUGGAACAGCCUCCCCAGAAAGGACAGAGGAAAGCUCAGAAAGCGGCCAGCAGCGGCCGGCGCAGGUCCGCGCGCACACGGGCUGCGGGGUCCGAGACCCGGCGAUUGGCAGUGGGGGACACCCAGGCGCCCUCUGCUCUGCCCUCGUCGAGAUGCACAACGCGUCGUCCUCAGAGUCGGGGCCCACCAACACUUCGUGUCCCGUCCCGGAGCUCGGCUGCCCCAACGCGUCCGGCCAGCAGCCGCCGUCGCUGCCGCCGCCGCUGGUCGUGGCGGUGCCGGUCGUGUACGCCGUGAUCUGCGCCGUGGGCUUGGCGGGCAACUCUGCGGUGCUGUAUGUGCUGCUGCGCUCGCCCCGCAUGAAGACCGUCACCAACCUGUUCAUCCUCAACCUGGCCAUCGCGGACGAGCUCUUCACGCUCGUUCUGCCCAUCAACAUCGCUGACUUCCUCCUGCGGCAGUGGCCCUUUGGGGAGCUCAUGUGCAAGUUGAUCGUGGCCAUCGAUCAGUACAACACAUUUUCCAGCCUCUACUUCCUCACCGUCAUGAGCGCCGACCGCUACCUGGUGGUGCUGGCCACGGCCGAGUCGCGCAGAGUGACCGGCCGCACCUACGGCGCCGCGCGCGCGGUCAGCCUGGCCGUGUGGGGGCUCGUGACGCUGGUCGUGCUGCCCUUCGCCGUGUUCGCCCGGCUGGACGACGAGCAAGGGAGGCGCCAGUGUGUGCUGGUCUUCCCGCAUCCCGAGGCCUUCUGGUGGCGGGCCAGCCGCCUGUACACGCUGGUGCUGGGAUUCGCCAUCCCGGUGUCCACUAUCUGUGUCCUCUACACCACCCUGCUGUGCCGGCUACGCUCCAUUCGGCUGGAUAGUCACGCCAAAGCGCUGGACCGCGCAAAGAAGCGGGUGACUUUCCUGGUGGUGGCGAUCCUGGCAGUGUGCCUCCUCUGCUGGACGCCCUACCACCUGAGCACCGUGGUGGCGCUCACCACGGACCUCCCGCAGACGCCGCUGGUGAUUGCGGUCUCCUACUUCAUCACGAGCCUGAGCUACGCCAACAGCUGUCUCAAUCCCUUUCUCUACGCUUUCCUGGACGACAGCUUCCGCAGGAGUCUCCGCCAGCUGUUGGUGUGCCGCCCUGCUGCCUGAAGCCCCCCACUCACAGCUCCCCAGCCCAGCCCAGCCUCGACCCUCGCUGGGGCAACCCGCGGCAGUAGCGCCCCGCGUGCUAUGCCUGAGCGCAGGCUCAUCAGUCUCCCUACUCCCGUCCCACUUGUGGCAGCGCCCACAGUUUGAAAUUGCCAAGCCCCCAGGAUGUGCAGGUACACAGAAUACCACGCUGACCGCUCCCUAAAGCCAAAAGGCAAAGUAAGGGGAGGGGUGGGUGCUGUGCUGUGGGGAACCCACACUGCGGUCUCCUUUGUGCCUCCCGCCAGAACUGUCCCCAAUUCGGGUUCCAGGUGGAGCCCUCCACGCUGUCAAGGAAGAGGCCCACAGAGGCUGCCAACACCCCUGCACUUUGCUUCCAUUUCCCGCAGCGACUGUUUAGUGAACAGCUUGGUGUGAUCCGCUUGUCCUCCACUGCGCGCUGACCUAUGGAGAAGAGCCAAGACUACCCUGCGAAGCGCGUGGGGAGGUUUGGCGGGGGCUGGUGGUGGUGGUGGUGUGUGUGUGUGUGUGUGUGUGUGUGUGUGCUCGCGCGCGCAGAUUUUUUUCUCCUAUUCUAGCGGUUUCUUUCUUUGCCCUUUCCAACUUUCCUACACCGCUGUCAGCUGAAAACCCUUCAGGACUCUCAGGCUGCAAGAAUCCGCCUCUCCGGGUUCAGGAAGUACCAGGAGCAGCAAGUCUGCGGGGCGCGCAGAUUCAGGCGCCCCCUUGCGUCGCCAGCCGCCCUGCGCCGAGCAUCCUAACGCACAGCGCUGUUUGCAGCCGAACUCGCCCUCUCUAAACUGCUGUUUACACCGUUAGCUUAUUAGGCAUCUCUUCUUCUUCUUCUUCUUUUUUUAUUUUUUGUGGGACCCUCGCCGGCGGCCGGGGAGCGAACCGGCGCUGCAGAGGCUGCGGGCAGCCUCGCAGCCCAGCGCUCAACCGCUGCACCACCAGGGGAAGCCCUAGGCAUCUCUUCUUUUAUACUAGUGACUUCGUUACCCCUACAUCACUUUGCUCAGUCGACCUCUUAUAUGACUUGAACCAGUUCGUUGUAAUUUUUUUUGUGUGAGUGUUGAUUUUCACCACUGAGGUCUUGAUGUAUGUAAAAUCUGGAAUUUACUCCGGAAUCACAGUGAGACCAGCCAACACUCUACAUUUAUUUUAUCUCUACUCAUGGAAGAUAAGAGUGAAUUAAGAGAGGACUGAAAUUUGGGUUGACCCAAGCACCUGGAGCCUACUCCUCAGACAGGAGGGCAGAGCCUUAUGGUUUAUUGCUCUUUAAAGUGUCCUAGAAGGUAUUUUUUUUUAAUUUGGGAUAUAUGAAUAGAAAUUUCAGAAAAUGUUGUUUCCUAUGGCACAGUCUUAUAUGUGAGAAGGUGUGAAUUGUGUAAUUAGUUUGAUGGACAUUAAUCAGUUUCUCAAUUUAUACUUUCGAAAGUAUAGAUGAAAAACUCCUUUGGGUGGGGAGGAGCCAUCUCUCCGGUUUUGCUGAGCGAAUUUGGGACGAGAAUUGCUUCCUUAAUGAUCAGAGCUAUUCGGGUACAAUGAUAUAAUUCAUAGCUAUCAAUUCAGAAAAUGUAAAUUUAGAAACCUAGUUUGGGUGAGAAAUGAUAUUAAAUUGUUCAAAGUAAAGUUGUUUUUUUCCCCUCUCCACUGCAUUUUGAAUGGUAGAACGUCAUGGAUGGCAUUUGAACAACCGUCUGCUGGUGGGCUGCAGAAGCCUCUAGGAGUUCGUGUUAGUAUCUUUCAAAUCCCUUAGAAACAUUCUAUUGAUUUUAUUUAUGAGUCACAAUAUUUUUAAUGAAUUCACAGUAUUUUACUUUUUGAAAAUAAAAGUUUUAAGCUUAGAGUAACUGCCACAUUAUCUAAGGUGAUAGAUAAAUGGUAAAAUGGGCCUUUGGCCACAAACACAGCCAGGUGUGACCAUCUGGAUUUGAAACCCCAUCUGUUUUGAUAAACUCAGUAGCUAUGCUGUGACAUCCUGUGGGUACAGAUCAGGGGAAAGCCCAGUAAUCCAUCUGUUCACUGCAUCAUGCAUUCUGCAGAUGGACUUGGAGCUACCUUGGAACUAUGGAUAGGACUUCAAGAAAAACAUCUGCACUCACAUCACUGUGUUCUCCAUACCAAGGUUUGGACUGGCACACUAAUAUGUAGUGCCUAAAUAGGACUGAGUGAUUUAGUUUUACAGUUUUAAAAAUCACUGGAUAAACGUUUGUUAUUUUAGAUAGUUGUUUGUAUAUUAUUAGCAUGUGGAUUUUCAUAUUGUGUGUCAGACAUCAUUUUCAUAUCUUAGAUACUGGAUAGAAUAAAUAUGCAAAUUACCAUGCAAAAGUAAAACUUACAUCAUUAUAUUGCAAAAAUUUUAAUUCUGUGUUGAAUUUUUGCAGUCAUUAUGUAAAAACUAUUUUGUCUGGUUAUGCCAUUUCUGAUAUUUCAAACUGCAAGUUGGUUUUACUUAAUUUUGUAAAAUUAUGUGUUUAGUAAAAGUACGUGUUUAAGCUUUCUCUUGAGGAAUGUAGAAACUCUGUUAGUGCAUUUCAAAGAAUCUUAGUUUGAAAUAAACACCGAAAUAUUCUGUGUGAUAAGUGAAUAUUCUAUUUCCUGAGAUCACGGAACACAUAACUCAGCCAUCUUGCUAUGUAUGAAUUAUGCUUUUAAAAAAAAUACUGCCUUCAUGGAGAAGCUAUCUAGUGUAUAAGCAAAGAAUAAAUGUGUUUGAUAUGACAAGAUUAAGAAUGAACUUCCUUUACUUUGGGUAAUUGUGAAAAUGAUGUGAAAGUGCUCAUUAGCACAAAAUCUCUACAACAUAUUUUGGGCAGAAAAAUGGUAAGUUUUUAUCAUAUAAUCACAAACCUUGUGUCUUGAAUAUUUGAAUUGUUUGUGUGGAGGGCCAGAAGAGAAGAGAAGUCGUUGAAGUCAUUAGCACACAUCAUUACUAUUUCAAUUAAGAGAAUGCACAGACAUGGCACACAUAUACACAAAACAGAGGAUCUCACCAGAAAAACUCUGGCACUCAUUGAAAAACCUCCUUUUCUCAGCAACAUGCUGGGAAUACAGCAACAAAAACAAUAUCCCUCAAUAGAUGUCAGUCACCUAUGUUUAUGUUUAUGAAUGAGUUUAGCGAAUCCUUCACAUUAAUGGUCUUUUACUGGAAGAGUUUUGGAUAUGGCACUUUAAUUGAUAUUUUAUAUACAAAGAAAUGGAGAUAUAGAGAAUUGGAUCUAUUUGAUUAGGUCCAGAAAGCCCAAGCAAAACCAUCUGCUUCCUUUUCUAGGAAUUGUACCAUCAUAAACAUCCAAUAAGAUGAAAUUGAUUGCAGGGUAUAAUUUGGAAUUACUAGGCCAUAGAAAACACUGAUGUCUUUGGUAUAUUUAAAGAAUCAAGCAAGAUUUAUAUAUAUAUAUAUAUAAAUGUAUAUACACACAUAUCUAUGUACACACACACAUAUAUAUCUAUACACACAUAUACUAUUGUAACAUGUGACCCAAAGGUAGGAUAAGAUUGAAGAAUAAAAUUUCAAUUCUAACUCACAGUCUUGAAAGUAUAUGGUAUUGUAAGGGUAUAGAAGGAAAAUUCCUAUAUCAGGGUUGGCUGCAGUUUGCUCGACUGUGCAAGCACUACUACAUUGCAAUUUGAACGCUAUGCAUAGAGUUGUGCUCCAGGAUGCACUAUUUAAGUAGGCUAGGCUAGUAUGCUAGUGGCGCUUCUGCUUAUAUAGAACAGUUUUACAAUGGAUGGCAUUGUCCUCGAAUUUAGGGUGAGACAACAUUAGUUUUGAUUCCAUAUCUCGUAAGUUUUCAUGAAGAUGUCAUGCCUUAGUGAUUAAAGGAGAAGAGGGGAGGGAUGAGAAGAAAAGUUUAAAUGCAUCUGUCAGAAAAUCUGCUUCUGACAAUCCAGAUCAGAAAUUUUUUUCUUGACAUAAUGCUAACUGGCAGCAAGAACAGACUGUCUUUCCUGCCAACACCUCAGGUGCAUCCCUGCACAUAGAACAGACAUCCCGGCUGACCACGUUUGGGGGAUCAGCUCAGGAUCUUUCUGUGAAAUGUACAUCCUACAGUGUGGAGUUCAUAAUUUGCACCACCAUGUUUUUUAUCUCUCAUGGCCUUUCCAUAUCUCUUUAUCAGUGUCUUUAUAAACAAGUGGCAGUUUUUUUUAAUUGAUAACUUAAGUUCUUCAAUUGUCUCUACUUUAUAAUCAGUGGGGUCAUUACAGUGUCCAUACACAGCAUUUGAUCAGUCAGAAUCAUUACAAUAUCAAUACAUAACACCUUAAAACUCUGUACUGAAAGAAUAAUUAGCAGUUUCUUGCUCUGAGUUCCAGCUCUGAGUUCUCAGAACUACUAUAGUUGUUUAUUCUGAAAUUUGCCUCUUUACUGCUAAAUUAUAGGUUUAUACCUUAAUGAUUUAAUUCAAUAAAUUUAGACUUUGUAAUUAAGAGAUUUGGAGGGCAUGCAUUGUUGGCACUUUUGAAAAUUAGAUGUGUUCAAAAGUGUGUCUCUUGGGCCUCCCUAGGUGGCCCAGCGGUUAAACGCUGGGCUGCAAAGCUGCCUGCUGCCUCUGCAGCAGCGGUUCAAUCCUCGGCCUCCAGGGAGGGACAUCUCCUGUCUUGCCUGCUGCUCCCCCUCAGCAUUGUAUUUUGUCACUCUGCCUGUUCUGUUCCCCGUUCUGGCUCUGGUGAAUUUUCUCAUCCUCCCAUGCUUCUGACUGUACCCAGU